Molecule: messenger RNA, 2775 nt
Organism: Astyanax mexicanus (Mexican tetra)
Lineage: Eukaryota; Metazoa; Chordata; Actinopteri; Characiformes; Acestrorhamphidae
Exons: 11
Coding region: 250-2775 (841 amino acids)
Source: RefSeq, a predicted model, not a curated record
AUUUGCGUUUGACACACUCCUCUUUCCUCUGGGUGGGCUGGACCCUGAGGUGUCUGAUGGUUAUGAAGUCUUUGUGUGUGUGUAUAUGUGUAUAUAUAAUAAAAUAUCACUUGUGAGGCAUACACUCACAUGUAGGGAACGCAUAGGUGUAUUUUUUAAACCGCAAUUUUGGAGGACUGACAAAUCUAUCCCUAUUAUACAGAUUAUUAACUCCAGAUUAUUGCUGGUCGUUCACCUCGCAAGAAAACAAUGACCUACUCUACUCUUUUUAUAGCUCUUAUCUUCAUCAUCGAUGUGAGAGCAGCAGCUGUUGGAGAUGAAGAGGAGACAGUAGAAGCUACAGAAGGAGAAACUGUAACUCUGAAGACUAACUGGACUGCAGUAAAGAGGGAUGAUAUGAUACAGUGGACUUUUGGAACUGAAGGAACUCGUAUAGCACGACUUUUUAACAAUGUAAACCUCAUUGGUUAUGGUGAGAAAUUCAGAGACAGACUGCAGCUGAACUCACUGACCGGAUCUCUGAUCAUCAGCAACAUCAGAACCACAGAUACUGGACUUUAUAAAGUAGUGUUCAGCAGUGAAUACACCUCAAUCCAACACUUCAGUGUGACUGUUUAUGCUACAUUACCUGUACCUAACAUAACCCGUUGGUCUCCAGAAAGCCGGUUUGUGUCUAGGUCACCGAGUCCAGGAUGUUCUGUGGUGUGCUCUGUGAGGAAUGGGUUUAGGGUGACUCUCUCCUGGUACAAUGGGAGCCAUCAAUACUCCAACAUCAGUGAUCAUGAUAAAAGCAUUCUCUCAUUACCACUGAAUGUUGAACAGUAUGAUAAAAGCAUCUACAGCUGUGUAGCAGCAAAUCCCAUCAUCAACCAGACAGUACAGCUCAAUACAACCUUUCACUGUUCUUCCACAGAUAAAACAAGGCGGGACCGCGGUACCUCACGUCUUUCACUGCUCUUCUCUGCUGUUAAUAGAACUAGUCAUGUGUUGGUCACCAAUAAUAAUAAGCAAAUAAUAAGCAUUUUCUUCACCCACUGGAUCCAGCAUCCCCAGUAUAAAAAGAGCGGACUAAUGUGGAUCUUCUGCUGCGAACAUUUCUUCAGGAUUCUUCUCUUUCUUUUGUUUCCACUAAUCUUCUGUAAUGAUGUGAGAGCAGCAGCUGUUGGAGAUGAAGAGGAGACAUUAGAAGCUACAGAAGGAGAAACUGUAACUCUGAAGACUGACUGGACUGAAAUAAAGAGGGAUGAUAUAAUACUGUGGACUUUUGGAACUGAAGGAACUCGUAUAGCACGACUUUUAAACAAUGAAAUCUUUAUUGAUGAGAAAUUCAGAGACAGACUGCAGCUGAACUCACUGACCGGAUCUCUGAUCAUCAGCAACAUCAGAACCACAGAUACUGGACUUUAUAAAGUAGUGUUCAUCAGCAAACACACCUCAAUCAAAUACUUCAGUGUGACUGUUUAUGCUACAUUACCUGUACCUAACAUAACCAGAUGGUCUCCAGAAAGCCGGUCAGUGUCUAAGUCAAGUCCAGGAUGUUCUGUGGUGUGUUCUGUGAGGAAUGGGUUUAGGGUGACUCUCUCCUGGUACAAUGGGAGCCAUCAAUACUCCAACAUCAGUGAUCAUGAUAAAAGCAUUCUCUCAUUACCACUGAAUGUUGAACAGGAUGAUAAAAGCAUCUACAGCUGUGUAGCAGCAAAUCCCAUCAUCAACCAGACAAUACAGCUCAAUACAACCUCUCACUGUUCUUCCACAGAUGAAACAAAACCCAGUCACCUUUUUUUCUGGCUGAUACCUGUACUGCUGCUACUGGUAGUGAUAGCUGUAGUCAUUUAUCUGUGCCAUCUAAAAUCCUCUAAAGAAAGAUCAACAGUAAAUUGUCCUGUCUGCCUCCCUGCAAUGCUGUGUUCAUCACUGGAACAAGGUGUGCUGUUCACAGCUGGAGAAGAGGUGGUUAAACUGCAGGAGCUGGAGGGAAACACUGUAACCCUCCAUACUGGAUUAACUGGAGUUCAGAGUGAAGCUCACAUACUGUGGUUCUAUAGAUCUGAGAAAUCAGAUAUAAAGAUAGUGAACAGUCUGAUCAUUAGAGGAGAGGAUAUUACAGAUUAUUAUACAGACAGAUUCAGAGACAGACUGCAGCUGAUCAGAAGCAGUGGAUCUUUAACCAUCAGAAACAUCAGCAGAGAAGAUUCUGGAGUUUAUACAUUAAACAUCAUUACUGGAACAAAAUCAGACUGGAGAUUCAGUGUUAAAGUUUAUGCUCCAGCCCCAAAGCCGGUCAUAAGAACUCGAGCUGAAAGACGUUCAGCUCUUCCCAGAGGCUCAUGUUCUCCUGUGUGUUCUGUGGAGAACGGGGAGGAUGUGAGUUUAUCCUGGUAUGAAGAUAAAGAGAGAAUCUCCAGUAUCAGUAGAGCAGAUUCCAGUGAUUCCAGUCUUCAUCUUCCUCUGAACAGAACCCUCCCAAACUGCUACACUUACACCUGUGUGUCUGAUAAUCCCGUCAGCAAUCAAACCUCUGAGCUCAACAUCACACAACUCUGUAAUUUUAAUACAGGUAAGUUACAACAGAGUGACUUUUACUUGUUUGCUGGUAACAGAAAGGUGAAGACGUUUUUGGGCAUCUCCAAGUAUUGCCCCAGUGUCCGUUGCUGUGACUCAGUGGAGAUGAUGGUCCGAUUGGUGCUUUCCGCUUUGGUGGGCGUGGCUACUGUUGCCAUCCUGCUUUAUCACUUCACCCCCAGAAGAGCCACAGCUAACACCGCUAACUGCUAA